AUGGUGGUGCCGGCGGCGCUGAAAAUCAUCCGCCUCAAACCCACCCGCAAGUUUGCCGUGCUGGGCCGCCUGGCACACGAGGUGGGCUGGAAGUACCGGGACGUCACCGAGGCCCUGGAGGAGAAGAGGAAGGAGAAGGCCAAGAUCCGCUACAACAAGAAGAGGAAGAUGAUGAGCCUGCGGCGCCGGGCCGAGCGCAGCGCGGAGAAGAAAGCGGCGCCGUUCACGGAUUCUGCACCAUUUUUUUAUGUUUCUGACCGUUUUUUGAUCGUUUUUGCCCCGUUUUAA
Molecule: messenger RNA, 288 nt
Organism: Zonotrichia albicollis (white-throated sparrow)
Lineage: Eukaryota; Metazoa; Chordata; Aves; Passeriformes; Passerellidae
Source: RefSeq, a predicted model, not a curated record